Molecule: messenger RNA, 762 nt
Organism: Tribolium madens (black flour beetle)
Lineage: Eukaryota; Metazoa; Arthropoda; Insecta; Coleoptera; Tenebrionidae
Exons: 6
Coding region: 1-762 (253 amino acids)
Biological process (GO): detection of chemical stimulus involved in sensory perception of smell; sensory perception of smell
Cellular component (GO): plasma membrane
Molecular function (GO): odorant binding; olfactory receptor activity
Source: RefSeq, a predicted model, not a curated record
AUGUCGAAUGCCAAUAAUCUACACUGUACUUCUCCAGAAAAUGCUGAAGCAGCGAAAGAAACAAGAAUCAAACAACAUUGUUUGUUGUGCUUUUUAUAUUAUUUGUCUGUGUUAUGUGUCGUGUAUCUGGCUGCGAUGAAUCCAUAUCUUCUCCUGUAUAUCACGACUUACAUCAAAUUUCGUUUGUUAGAUAUUCAUGAUUUAUUUAAAAAUAUGGGUGCAUGGAGUAGAUACAGUGAUUACGAAUUAAUACAUAACAGUUUAUUUCAAAAAAUGAUUUCUGAAAAAAUGAAGAAGUGUAUUGAACGUCACCGUCUUUUUCAAAGUUUAGUAAAAGAAGUAAAUGAUCUUAUAUACAUACCACUUCUAAUUUCAAUGGCUUUAGCAAUACUUGCGAUAGUCAGUAUUUUAUUUAGCAUUAUUGUAAAGCGCCAGGAAACUUUUUACUGUAGAGUUUUCUCAACAUUAUUUCUUGCAGUUAUAACAUUAUCCUUUGUUAUAGUUUCAGGACAGUUUGUUGAAAAUGAGGCUGAAAAACUUGUAGAAAGAGCCACACGUUGUCGAUGGACUUGUUGGAAUUAUGAAAAUAGACGAACAUUAUUAAUUUUUCUUAUCAAUGCCCAAAGACCUUCUAAGAUUGGAAAUGUUUUCAUUAGAUGCGAAUAUCCUUUUCUUCUUACAGCUGGUCGAUUUGUUUGUUCACUUUGUGCUUUUUUUUUUCAACUAGCCAAGUUAAGAGAAGAUGAAAUUUUGAAAAAUUAA